AUGAAGAAAAAGGGCAGGUGUUUUAUCUGCACGAAAAAAGGUCAUCGACACUCGGAAUGUGAUUCAAAGCGAUCAUGCGCAAAUUGCAGUGGAUCUCAUCAUGUAUUCAUCUGCGAUGUCCCACACGCAAAAUCGGCGAAGAAAGUAGGCGAGACUACAAGCGCUCAUUCCAGCAGUGCGGCCAAAGACAUUUUUUUGAAAACAAUCACGUUAGCUCUGACAGGACCUAAAGGAUCAGAAAAUUUUCGGUGCUUGCUGGAUGCUGGAAGUCACCGUUCAUACAUCACAUCUAAGGCCAGCACGGCGCUCGGACUUAGCAAAAUCGACCAAGAACGGCUGAAAAUUAGUGGAUUUGUAGGUCGAUCGUCUACUAGAAAUCUACCGCUCGUGAAUGUUGGAUUGAGAAGCGAGAUUGGAGGCCAGCCGUACAUCAUUCUUAGCUGUCUUGAAACAAAUCGCAUAUGUGAUCCCAUCCCCUUCGUUCCGAAUGGGCCCUGGACAGAGAGCAUGAAGGCCAGACAUCUGAAUCUGGCAGAAGAUCCUUCCCAAUCCAAGGGGGAGCCACAUGGAAAGGAGAAAUUUAUCUGCUCAUUGGAAGAGCACUAUUAUAGAGUAAUAACCGGUGCGCAAAUUCGACUCACACAAGAUCUGAUGGCCGUUGAAUCUAUAUUCGGUUGGUUUGUACAUGGAGCUGUGUGCACCUCCGAUGAGCAACAAGACCAAACGAUCGCUCUUCUCAUCCGAGCACAAGAAGAAGAAAGUGAGAGACCAGAAACAAUGCUUAGUCGUCUAUUUGAUUUGGAUGGCGUUCAUGAACAAGAAGACGACGCGCAGGCUCAGCUGGAAGCAGAUCCGGUCAAGAUGCACUUCAAAUCGACAGUCACCAAACGAGGAGAUCGCUACUGUGUCAAAUUACCAUGGAAAGAGCAUCAAGAGGAGCUGCCUUCAAAUGUAGGUCCGGCUAUACAGCAAGCGCAGAGUCUCAUCCAACGACUGAAACGAUCUUCGGAAACUCUAAAAAGCUAUCACGAGCUCAUUUUGGAUCAUCUCAAAAGAGGAUUCAUCGAAGAAGUUCGUGAAGAAGACCCGAAAAGUUGGAAUAGAAUUCUCCAUUACGUCCCUCAUCACGCUGUUAUUUGGAUGGAUAAGGUCAGCACAAAGAUUCGUCAAGUGUUCAACGCUUCCUUCGGGAGCCCAUUUCUAAACGAUCAACUAAAUUCGGGGCCAAAUCUAGUCCCACCCAUGCAGGAUAUUGUCAUCAGAUUCCGCAGUCGGCGAGUGGCACUCGUUGCCGAUAUUGAGAAGGCAUUCUUACAAAUUGAAGUGGAUGAAGGCGAUCGCGAUGUCUUGCGAUUUAUUUGGGUGGAGGAUCCUACAGCAAAUUUAUUAAAAUUUAAUAUUUUUCACUGGAAACGAGCCGUGUUUGGAGUGACAAGCAGCCCGUUCCAUCUUGCUGCAGUCAUCCAACAUCAUCUAUCCUUACAGGAUAGUGAACACCCGGAAGUUGUGAGAAUGCUCAAGUGGAACUGCCUCGUAGAUGACGUCAUAAUUGGCACCGAAAAUUGCGUCAUGGGUCUGAAAAUCGCAGAAGAAGCCACCGAGAUAGCCGCGAAGGCCGGAAUGCCCCUCCGUCGCUGGCGAACCAAUGAUGCUGAACUACAAGAGAGUUUGGCUAAACUGAAUCAAGACGAACGAGUAGAAGAGACCAUGGAAUUCAACAACGACCAGAUGAAGGUUCUCGGAACAGGCUGGCAUCGGGCAAGCGACUGUCUUACCUUCUCAACAGCAACUUUAAUUGAAUAUUUCGCUACUGUUUGUCAUCUAUCAUGCCUAAGAACCAUCUUAUCAAUUGCUGCCAGAGUCUAUGAUAUUCUUGGAUUAAUAUCCCCCGUGAUAAUCACAAUCCGCAUUCUGAUGCAGAAUUUAUGGAAGUUGAAGCUAAGCUGGGAAGAAGAGGUGACCGAUCCAGUGAAAAAGGAGUUCUGGAGUUGGGUCGAUCAACUCAAUUUGCUGUCAACAAUCAAGAUUCCAAGAUGGUAUCAUCACGGAUUGCCCAACAAGAUCGCCAAUCAACAGCUACAUUUGUUCUGCGACUCCAGCACCAAGGCUUAUGGAGCGGUUGGAUAUCUGCGAAGUGAAGACGAAGAUGGAAACGUUAUCAUUUCCAUCGUACUCAGCAAGGUACGCGUUGCACCAGUAAAACAAAUUACUUUGCCGAGAUUGGAGCUUUUAGGAGGUCAUGUUGCAGUGAAGGUGGCCUCUGCCAUCAAAGUCGCAUUGGAAAUUGAACAAAUCGAAACAUUCUACUGGACGGACUCGCAAGCUUCUCUCGCCUGGAUUAAAGGCGAUCCAAGUAGAUGGCAGCAGUACGUCUCGAAUCGAGUGCGGCUCAUACAAGAGCGAUCGAAUCCAGCAGAAUAG
This is a messenger RNA of Daphnia pulicaria, 2421 nucleotides long. RefSeq lists its product as uncharacterized. The transcript has a single exon. Bases 1 to 2421 code for a protein of 806 amino acids. The record is from RefSeq and is a predicted model, not a curated record. Lineage: Eukaryota; Metazoa; Arthropoda; Branchiopoda; Diplostraca; Daphniidae.